GCCUAAUUUCAUCCAUCUGGGCUUUACUGCUUAUACAACCUCGACGACAGAAAUAAUAUGCGACAUAUAGCAUGAACCGUGCGUGUUAAGUGUGCGUUCAAGUCCAGCAUGCCCACCAAGAACGUUGACGAGCGAAUCUCCAAAUACAAAAACAAGGGGAAAGAUCCUGCAAAAUUUCGAGACAAAAGGAUCUUGGAGUGCGUGGAGCUGCGCAAAGCAAACAAAAAUGAAAGUUUUAUGAAAAGAAGAAACCUAACAAGGUCAUCUGUCCCUGACGAGGAGGCCGUUUCGCCUGAUACCGAGACGGUGGCCCCGAGGAUCGAGGACAUAAUAAAAGACAUUAAAAGUGCGUGCAGAGUGUCCCAGACGCAAGGCUGUCGGGCAGCCAGGAAGCUGCUUUCCACAGGAUGUGAUCCUCCCCUGAAGGAGAUUAUAGAUGCUGGCCUGCUGUCCCAUUUUGUGUCCUUCCUGUCAAUGGAUGAUGAGCCAGCUCUGCAGUUUGAGGCAGCCUGGGCUCUUACAAACAUCGCCUCUGGCACAUCUUGGCAUACACAACAGGUGGUAGAACAUGGGGCCGUACCACCUUUCAUUAACUUGCUGGCCUCUCCGAUGUUGCACAUCAGUGAACAGGCUGUCUGGGCUCUUGGAAAUAUUGCAGGUGAUGGUGCAGCUUACAGAGAUGUCCUGAUUGAGUGUAAUAUCAUCCCAGCCUUGUUGGCUCGCAUCUCCCCAGACACACCAGUUGGCUACCUGCGUAACCUAACAUGGACUUUAUCCAAUCUUUGUCGAAACAAGAAUCCAUGUCCGCCUGUGUCUGCUGUCCAUCAGAUGCUUCCAUCUCUGAUCCAGUUGCUCCAUUUCAAUGAUAAGGACAUCUUGUCUGAUGCAUGCUGGGCCAUUUCUUACCUUUCGGAUGGCAACAAUGACCGUAUUGAUGUUGUUGUGAGAACUGGCAUUGUCCCUCGACUGGUGGACCUCAUGAACCACAAAGAGUUCUGUGUGGUGACGCCAGCUCUUCGUUCUAUUGGGAACAUAGUGAGUGGCUCUGAUGUGCACACCCAGAUGGCAAUUGAUGCCGGAGUUCUUGACAUUCUACCAAAGCUGCUGAGGCACCCAAAGGCCACUGUGCAGAAGGAGGCAACAUGGGCACUGUCAAACAUUGCUGCAGGACCUUGUAAGCAAAUCCAACAGCUGAUCACCUGUGGCCUGCUUCCUCCCCUUGUUGAACUGCUCAGAAAUGGGGAUUUCAAGACACAAAAGGAAGCAGUGUGGGUGGUGACAAACUUCACCAGUGGGGGCACUGUAGAACAGGUAGUUCAUCUGGUGCAGAGUGGAGCCCUGGAAGCAGUCAUUGACCUGCUCCAGGUUAAAGAUGCUAAAGUUAUUCUUGUGAUACUGGAAGCCAUAAACAACAUGUUCUUGGCUGCAGAGAAACUUGGUGAAACGGCGAAGCUUAGUCUGCUGAUUGAAGAACUUGGAGGACUGGAACGCAUUGAGAUGCUGCAAAACCAUGACAAUGAUCUGGUAUACCAGGCUGCACAUAAUCUCAUAGAAAAAUAUUUCAGUGAUGAUGACCAGGUGGAUGUGACACAGGAUGUAUUUGUAUUUCAGACCUGAUCAGAGAAGGUUCUUUGAAUUUUAAACCUUUGAAUUUGUGUAAAAUAAAGUUGUCACUUGGCCAAUGCAA
Melanotaenia boesemani (Boeseman's rainbowfish) is the source of this 1687-nucleotide messenger RNA. RefSeq names its product karyopherin alpha 7 (importin alpha 8) (gene kpna7). Gene Ontology annotation, biological process: NLS-bearing protein import into nucleus. The record is from RefSeq and is a predicted model, not a curated record. The transcript is spliced from 12 exons. Bases 109 to 1617 code for a protein of 502 amino acids. Gene Ontology annotation, cellular component: cytoplasm; nucleus. Gene Ontology annotation, molecular function: protein binding; nuclear import signal receptor activity. Lineage: Eukaryota; Metazoa; Chordata; Actinopteri; Atheriniformes; Melanotaeniidae.